GGGUUCAUGUGGUUUAUUUUCAGGAAUCUCUAAAGGUUUUGUUCCAAAGACGUUGAAUAUGGAACCAGAAAAUAAUCUUGAUGUUGAUAAAGCAUUAAAACAAGUACAAGAAAAUGACCCUGAACUCACCAGUCUCAACAUGAAUAACAUUAAGAACAUACCUAUACCUACACUAAUAUCAUUGUCAGAAGCUCUACAUAAGAACACACACCUAAAGACGCUGAGUAUGGCAAGCACAGAUCUAACUGAUAGAAUUGCAAAAGCACUUGGAGAAGCAAUUGAAGCAAAUACAGCAUUGACAUGUCUCAAUUUGGAAUCCAAUUUUAUCACUGGAACUGGAAUUCAGGCCAUUAUGAAGGCAUUGCUUAAUAAUGAAACACUUUCUGAACUCAGAAUUGCCAACCAG
Molecule: messenger RNA, 406 nt
Organism: Anneissia japonica
Lineage: Eukaryota; Metazoa; Echinodermata; Crinoidea; Comatulida; Comatulidae
Product: tropomodulin-2-like
Exons: 3
Biological process (GO): pointed-end actin filament capping; myofibril assembly
Cellular component (GO): myofibril
Molecular function (GO): tropomyosin binding
Source: RefSeq, a predicted model, not a curated record